Molecule: messenger RNA, 1713 nt
Organism: Glarea lozoyensis ATCC 20868
Lineage: Eukaryota; Fungi; Ascomycota; Leotiomycetes; Helotiales; Helotiaceae
Exons: 4
Coding region: 1-1713 (570 amino acids)
Biological process (GO): transmembrane transport
Cellular component (GO): membrane
Molecular function (GO): transmembrane transporter activity
Source: RefSeq, a predicted model, not a curated record
AUGGCUGUCCAACACGAAGGGGUGUCUACGGGCAGUAAUGCCAGUUCCAUUACACGCGAAGAGAAGGUAGCGAAGGCAAAAGACAUCCUAGGUGUAGAAGAGGGAUCAUCAACAGCGAUAAGCGCAGACGACCAACUACUUGCCUCCCUGGGCUAUCGUGCGGAGCUGAAACGAGAAUUCUCAUAUUUCACAGUAUUCGGACAGAGUUUUGGAGCUAUGGGAAUUGCGCCUGCAAUUGCAGAAUCAAUUGUGUUUUCCUUGGGAAGCGGAGGCAGUGUUGGAAUGGUAUGGACAUAUCUGAUCGGAUGUCUGCUAUUGAUCCCAGUUGCCUGCAGCUUGGGAGAACUAGGAAGUAGUAUGCCAACUUCGGGCGGAUUGUACUAUUGGGUAGCUCGACUUACACCGGAGCGUCAACGGGCUUUCAUGUGCUGGCUUGCUGGUUACAUGAACGUCUUAGGAUACAUUUCUAUUUACGCUUCUACCAUCUACGCCGCGACGCUUAUUCUUGGCGCAACAUGCAGUAUUGGAACGGAUGGGGCUUUCGUAGCUACGAAAUACCAUAACUACGGGAUGUUCACGGCGACGAUUUGUCUCACAUUCGCAAUGACCUGCGUAUCUUCUUCGCUUCUCAGCAAGCUGAACUUUACGUACAUCAUUGUACAGCUCGUCAUGCUGCUUGCACUGAUCAUAUCUCUCGCGGCCGCAACACCAAGCGAGCUUAAGAACUCGGCAGCCUUCGUUUUCACCAAUUUCGAAAACACUGGAUUCUGGACGAACAAUGGGUGGGCAUUUAUGAUGUCGUUGCUCACACCUGUUUGGGUAGUGUCGGGCUUCGAGUCUUCAGCUACUAUCGCCGAGGAAGCAUCAAAUGCUGCCAAGGCCGUUCCAUUUGCUAUGGUUAGCAGUUUGAUCGUAGCAGCAGUGACUGGUUGGGCUGUCAUCAUCACAAUUGCAUUCUGCAUGGGUCCCGAUGUUAUCUCAUUAGUCACCAGUAGUCUGGGUCAACCAAUGGCUCAGAUUGCUUACAACAGUCUGGGAAAGAAUGGAAGCAUCGCUUUGUUGGUGUUCUUGUGGUUUAGCAGUAUCUGCAAUUGCUCGAUCUUGAUGGUUGCUGCCAGUCGCGAGACCUUUGCUUUCGCAAGAGAUCAUGGACUUCCAUUCUCUGGUUUUCUCCGCGUGCUCUCUUCGAACAAGACACCAGCUCGCGCCGUUGGCUUCUGCGCCUUCAUAUCGCUUCUCGAAGGUCUCCUCAUGCUCGUCAACACGAUUGCCAUCAACUCCAUCUUCAACCUCGCUAUUAUGGGUCUCUACUUUGCAUACUGCAUGCCACUUGUAUCUCGCCUUGCAUUCGGCAACUUCACUCCUGGCGUCUUCUACAUGGGCGAUACCAUCUCGAAAAUCUCCGCCACAUACUCUGUUGCAUGGAUGACGUUUAUUUUCGUCCUAUUACUGUUCCCAUCAUAUGAGCAUGUGGGACCACAGGAGAUGAACUACGCUGUUGCAGUCUUAGGCUUCGUGCUAGUGUUCUGUGUUUGCUACUACUAUGCACCCGGGUUUGGCGGCAAGACGUUCUUUACUGGCCCCGUAAGAACGAUUGAUGAUAUAUUGGAUGAGAAUCAAGACAUUGAUAUGGCCGUUGAAAAGGAGAUUGCUGCGGAGAAGAAUCGUGCGGAUCAUGAGGGUAUUAAUGGGGAUAAAAAGACUUCAUUGUAG